AUGGCUACAGCAGGAGGUGGUGAUGCAGGUCAGCCACCUCAACCGCCAGGAGAUGAGGGUGGAGCGAGCCCUGGUGGAGCUUCGGCCGCAGCAGCGGCUGGGUCAGCGACUGCGCUGACUCCUGAACUUGUUCUUGGGCGGCUUGCCGAGGCGGUCGCGCAGUUGGCUUCAACGGCAGGGUCUUCUGGGAGUUCGGGAGGCCAAUGGAAGGAAAGCAAGUGGGUCAAGAACCCGGAGGCGUUUAAUGCUAAAAGCAUGGACGAAGAGGUUUCCUUAUGGCCGGAUUGGGCCUUCAGCUUCAAGAAUUUCAUGGCUGUUCAGGAUGAUGACUACAGGUCGGAUUUCUUAAAAGCUGAGACUGCUACCAUGUGGCUUUCGUUUGAGCAGUAUGAUCCGGCUUUGCGAGCACGCUCUUUGAGACUGUACUCGGUUCUUGCUUCGUACCUCAAGGGUCGUGCUUUGAAGAUCCUCAAGUCUGUGACCAAUGGAGAUGGGUUCAGGGCGCUUACAAAGUUUCCCCCUCUUCGAGAGGGGGGUUCAGUUUUGGAGUAUGCCCUUACGUUUGAAAAAUUGGUCUCUGAAUAUGAGCGGGGCAGUGGCCAAUCUUAUCCAGAUGAUCUCAAAAUCGGCACUCUUCUUGCUGGACUUCCUACCGAUGUGAAGCGUUACCUUCAGCUUCAAAUAGAUGACAGCACAACCUAUCAGAAGCUGCGCCAAACCCUUUUGCAGUUCGAGAGAACCUCUGCCACGUGGAGUACUGAGUAUGUCAUGAAAGCAAUAGGUCUCGACAAAACCGCCUACCCAGGAGAUCCUCAUGGUCCUUCUCCGAUGGACGUUGACCGGGUUGAGGACAAGCCCAAAGGCAAGGGGAAGGACUUCAAAGGAAAAGGGAAAGGUGACAAAGGUGGCAAGGGUUUCAAGGGUUUCUCGGUCUACAAGGGCUUCUACCAAGACGGCAAAGGCAAGGCUGGCAAAGGGUAUGCGCAGGGUGGCUUUGGAAAAGGUUACCAGGACAAGGGCAAGGGUCGCAAAGGCAAGUGGUCACACGACGGCGGCAAGCAGGGCAAGAAGGGUGGUUUUGUCAAGGGUCCUUGCUUUUCUUGUGGUCGUAUGGGUCACCGAGCAGCUGAGUGCAGAGAUCGUCGCGUAAAUCAAGUUGAAGAUGACAAUGCUUCGGUGAGUACAAGG
Symbiodinium necroappetens is the source of this 1188-nucleotide messenger RNA. The record is from the annotation of a GenBank genome assembly. NCBI's taxonomy places the organism in Eukaryota, Dinophyceae, Suessiales, Symbiodiniaceae.